Bipolaris oryzae ATCC 44560 is the source of this 252-nucleotide messenger RNA. RefSeq lists its product as uncharacterized. The record is from RefSeq and is a predicted model, not a curated record. The transcript has a single exon. NCBI's taxonomy places the organism in Eukaryota, Fungi, Ascomycota, Dothideomycetes, Pleosporales, Pleosporaceae. Bases 1 to 252 code for a protein of 83 amino acids.
AUGUCUCGCGAGCAGGAUUCAGUGAAGAUGAGCGCCAGUCUGGUUGCGCAGCACCAUGCAGCUAAGGUGACCACCAAAGCAAGUAGUGGGACACCUGAGGUACGUUCUAUGUCCAAUAAAACUCUUUCCUUUAAAUCUGUGGGUCGUACGCAUGUUGUGGGAUAUGCAAGCGAAGCAUUUGAGGAAGACCAGACGUUGCAUUCGGGAGAGGAGACGACGUGCGCCAAGCACACAAUGGUGCCAGCAAACUGA